UCCAUGCAUUCCAUCCGUAUUGACAGUUCAUUGUACACGAUACACAUUUUGUAAAUUGUAAAUAAACUAAUAAAAACUAAACUGACAUUUUGUGUUAUGGGUUGUGAAAAUACUGAAAGUAGAUAAAAUUAAGUUGAAUGAAAUGGAAGUGAAACAAGAAGUUAAUGAGUACACAUGUAAAGAAGAAAUAGACAAUGAGGAAGCCGAUGCUCUUUUUGAUACCUUUAAAAUUGAGAUUAAUGAGGAGCCCCAGAGGGAAAGUACAAAGGAUGCAUUUGAUUUUGUUUUAAAGGAGGACCUUAUAAAGAUAGAAAAAUAUGAAGAUACACUAUUGGAAAAACGAGAAACAAAUGAAAAUAGUUAUCUCCAAAACGAAAACAAAAUGGAAACUAUGAAGACACUAACUACUGAACAUUCUUCGUACGAAAGGAAUUAUGUGAGUUCACACGCUGAAGAAAAAACAUUGAAUGAAAAUGUGAAAGUUGCGAUUGGACAAAGAUCUUACAAGUGCGAAAUUUGUUCUAAGCAGUUUGCACAUGCAAGUAGUUUGAAAACACAUUCGAGAAUACACACUGGAGACAAACCCUACAAAUGUGAAACUUGUUUGAAGCAAUUUAUUACGGCAGGCAAUUUGAAAGCACAUAUGAUGACUCACACUGGAGUAAAACCUCACAAGUGCGAAAUUUGUUCUAAGCAGUUUGCCCAUGCAAGUAGUUUAAAAACACAUUCGAGAAUACACACUGGAGACAAACCCUACAAAUGUGAAACUUGUUUGAAGCAAUUUAUUACGGCAGGCAAUUUGAAAGCACAUAUGAUGACUCACACUGGAGAAAAACCUCACAAGUGUGAAAUUUGUUUUAAGCAGUUAAGUCAAUUAGGUAAUUUGAAAGCACAUUUGAGAGUGCACACUGUGGACAAACCCCACAAAUGUGAAAUUUGUUUUAAGCAGUUCAAAUAUAAAAUUUCUUUGGAUGAGCAUACGAAAGUUCACACUGAAGAAGCACCUUACAAGUGUGAAGUUUGUUUUAAACAGUUUAGACAUGCAAGUAAUUUGAAAACACAUUUGAGAGUGCAUACCGGAGAAAAACCUCACAAAUGUGAAAUUUGUUUUAAGCCGUUUACUCAAGCCGUUAAUUUGAAAUCACAUAUGAUGACUCACACUGGAGAAAAACCUCACAAGUGUGAAAUUUGUUUUAAGCAGUUUAGUAAAGUAGGUAAUUUGAAAGCACAUUUGAGAGUGCACACUGGGGAAAAACUUCACAAGGGUGAAAUUUGUUUUAAGCAGUUUAGCGAAACAGGUUCUUUGAAAAAACAUUUGAGAGUGCACACUGGAGAAAAACUUCACAAGUGUGAAAUUUGUUUUAAGCAGUUUAUUCGAAUAGAUCAUUUGAAAAGACAUUUGAGAUUUACACACUGGGAGAAAACCUUAAAAGUGUGAAGUUUGUUAUAAGCAGUUUAGUGAAGGAGGUUGUUUGAAAAACCUUACAAGUGUAAUAUUUGUUUUACGGUAACUGGCCAAAUUAUUAGACCAAGCAAGAAAAAAUUACUAUAUGAAGUAAUUUCGUUGAUUAUUAUGAAUAUAUUUGAAAAAAUCA
Messenger RNA from Diabrotica virgifera virgifera (western corn rootworm), 1595 nucleotides. Its product is annotated as zinc finger protein 429-like. Gene Ontology annotation, molecular function: RNA polymerase II cis-regulatory region sequence-specific DNA binding; DNA-binding transcription factor activity. Gene Ontology annotation, biological process: regulation of transcription by RNA polymerase II. NCBI's taxonomy places the organism in Eukaryota, Metazoa, Arthropoda, Insecta, Coleoptera, Chrysomelidae. The transcript is spliced from 2 exons. The coding region runs from base 143 to 1438 and encodes 431 amino acids. The record is from RefSeq and is a predicted model, not a curated record.